AUGGCUACAGGACGACGUGCUACGUCAGGACUUGGUAGUAAUUUGUAUGCGAAUUUUCUAGCAAACCACUUGCGAUGGACUGAUGAUGUCGAGCCAAGCAAUCAUUCUCGUCAUGCGUUGGAGAUUAAUACCAUUACUUCGAAUGGAACAGCGCUUGGACUUGAAACGUCCAUUGUCACUUCUUUUUUUAAAGCUGCUGUCAAACGCAGUGUCGAGUCUGCACUUGUCUAUGAAAGCCACGUCAAUUCAGUCAUCACGUCGAGUAUUCGUGUGACAUCGUCACGUCAUUUGGCUUUACAGGCACAUCUUGAAGCGAAUGAAAAUGUGCGGUUUACGUUGGAAGCUCAAGAAUCUGCAACGGAAAAAGCACCGGCUUCAUUUGCACGUAUUGGAGUCGAUUACACGACGUCUGAUGCAUUUGCAGGUGUGAAAAUUGAUCCAGUUAAUGGACCGACGUUGCAAGCGACAAUGGGAGGAAAAAUUGGGGCAGUGGGGAUUGGAAUUCAGGGAGCUUAUGAUGUUGGACUCGAUCAUAGUGAUCGACUUGGUCGAUUCACGACACUUGAUAUGGCUACAAGUUAUACUCAUAAAGAGUUACUGGCUUUGCUACAAGUGAAUGAUGGCGGACGAGCAAUGCGACUAGAUUUGACACAGACGUUAUCACCAAAGUUGAUCAUGAGCUCGAGGUUUGUACUUGACACAAGAAAAGACAAAAGGGUCUUGAGAUUCUUGGGCAAGUACGUGUUGAGUGAGACGGAGGCACUUUCCAGCUCUAUUGGAUCAGACGGUAUUUUUAUUGGAGCAUUCGAGUGGUGCACGUCUAAAAACUUGAAGACCCGUGUGUCGGCACAGAUGGACUUGCGACACUAUGAGAGCGAUUCGAAUCAUCUUGGCGUAUCUAUAGAGAUCAGCUAG
Molecule: messenger RNA, 915 nt
Organism: Peronospora farinosa
Lineage: Eukaryota; Oomycota; Peronosporomycetes; Peronosporales; Peronosporaceae
Source: the annotation of a GenBank genome assembly